AUGCACAGACAGACCUUUGAUCAGCUGUGUGACACUCUACGGCCCUGGCUGACACGGCAGAAUACAACAUACCGAAGGGCAGUACCUGUAGAGGCUCGGGUGGCAAUUUGUAUCUGGAGACUAGCCACAAACCAAGACUACAGGUCGAUUGGGCAGCUAUUUGGUGUUGGGCUAUCCACAUGCUGCUUGAUCACCCAAGAGGUUGUGACUGCGAUCAAUGUUGUCAUGAAGCCGCAGUACAUAAAACAUCCCACUGCAGCAGAGUUUAGGCAAAUAAUCCAAGGUUAUAGAGAUAAAUGGCGAUUUCCUCAGGUUGUCGGUGCAAUUGAUGGGUCCCACAUAAAGAUCACAGCUCCACAUGAGAACUCAGCUGAUUAUUAUAAUCGAAAGGGCGACUACUCGAUUAUUUUACAGGGUGUGGUUGACCAUAAUAUGAAAUUUUGGGAUAUUAAUGUUGGCCGACCAGGGAAGGUACACGAUGCUCGUGUUUUUGCCCUUUCAUCUUUGUUUCAGCGUGGCAGUGAGGGCACCCUUUUCCCCAGCUGGACUGAAAGAUUUGAGGGGGUCGACGUGCCUCUUCUUCUCUUGGGUGACUCAGCCUACCCUCUUUUAACCUGGCUGAUGAAACCUUACCCAGAGGGACCAGGGGUAACACCACAGCAACUCAACUUCAACCACAGAUUGAGUCAAACCCGGAUGACAGUUGAGCGUGCCUUUGGGCACCUCAAAGGGCGCUGGCGCUGUCUCCUAAAAGUAAAUGAAACCCACAUAACUUUUAUCAGCCGAAUAGUGUCUGCCUGCUGUGUGUUACAUAAUUACUGCGUGGAAAACAAUGAUGAAUAUAUCGAGCAAUACUGUGAAACAGCUGUUGAGGACAGAGAGGUUCAUCUGCCAGAGCAUCAUGGGCCAAUGCAACAAAUUAACAUUAGAAAUGCACUGUGUAGAUACUUUUCUACCAUGUAA
Messenger RNA from Paramisgurnus dabryanus, 963 nucleotides. RefSeq lists its product as uncharacterized. The record is from RefSeq and is a predicted model, not a curated record. Lineage: Eukaryota; Metazoa; Chordata; Actinopteri; Cypriniformes; Cobitidae.